CAGACAGUGUUGUAACGUAUACUGUACUGAGGUGGAGACACAUUACACCUAUUUCUCUCCUCCUCCUCUUCCUCACCACAUCUACUGACAUUAUAUACAGUGUGUCUGCUGGGAUCUAUUAUAAAACAUAGUAAGAAGAUGGCGUUAGAAGGCGUACAGCUGAAGGCCACCAAGGAAGUGGAGGACUUUGACAUUGAUGACAUCGACAAAAUCCUGUCACAGCUGACCGCAGAGGAGAUUGAUGAGCUAAAUGGCGACUUCGACCCUGAUAACUCGUUCCUGCCGCCGAGUCAGCGUAUGAAGCCUCAGACCUCGAAGGAUCCCACCGGUCCGUACAAACGGGAAAAGCUGCUCGCCUUCUUGGAGAAAAAAGCUAAGAACGAGAAAGACUGGGAACAGAUGAAACCAUACGUCAAGGAGACAAAAGGGAAAGUAUACGAGCGUAAAGAGGAACCAAAGGCAGCUAUACACGAGGACGAGACGGUACAGACCGAGUGGGACGACAUCUUAUCUGAGGCUACAGAGGAGGAGCUCGUCGACCUCGCUGCUGUGUUGGGAUUCCACGGCAUGUUGAACCAGACACAGUACUACGCCUCCCUGGAGAGUGAGGAUAUUUCACACACAGGCAGCUUCUCAGAUGGCGGUCAUGCCAAGGCACAGGCGCUUAAGAUGGUGCCUGCUGAGCCCCCUAACAAUACUGACGUGGAGGAGAGUAUAAAACAGAUAAAGGCCAACGACGCCAAGCUCAAAACACUGAACCUGAAUAACAUCAAGAAUAUUUCAAACGAGCGUCAAACUGAGAUUGUAGAGGGACUUAAAACCAACACCUGUCUGGAAACUCUAGAGAUGGCCAACGUCGCAAUGACGGACAAAGUCGCCUCCGUUAUCCCUGAUGUACUCAAAGCCAACAAGACACUCAAGGUGCUGAGUCUGGAGUCAAACUUCAUCAGCGGCGAAACGUUGGUAGAGAUAGUUAAGGCCAUUAACGAGAACCAGGUACUGCAGGAACUCCGGUUUGCUAACCAGAAACCGGAGGCACUUGGAAACAAGGUGGAGAUGAAACUGCUGAAGCUGAUCGAGGCCAACACUUCCCUACUUAGGUUUGGUAUUCAUUUUGAAUUCCCUGAACCCAGGGUCCGCAUCCACGACAAAAUCCAAAACAACAACGACCUGUUGAGGAAAAAACGGUUAGAAGAUGGCAGCAAAUCACAAUCCUAGGCUUAUGUAAACUAUGCUGUGAUUGGAUGGUGACCGACCUUCGCAAUCCUAGGAAUCUCGUGACGAAAGACAUAGACAUGUUAGAACUAUUACAAUUAAGUAAAACUUUCCCAUCGGAAGAAGGAGAGUGUCUCUGUGCCAUUUGGGAAGACCAGUCCCAUCUAUAAACAUCGCCGGACAUCCUAAUCCUUGGUCAGGGUCUGUAUGGGACGUCCCAGACCAGGAGCAAAACAGUACAUACCCCUGUCCUGUCCAAAUGUCCCAUGGCUUGUACAAACCCAGUGGGUGGGACAUCCUUCGAGAAAUUUUAUGCUCCAAACCCUUGAAGUGGGACAUCCUUGCUCUUGGCAGACCUCUCGUGGAUCUGGGAAGUAGUUUUAUCCAUGAGGGGGGACAUUCUUGUAAUGUGAUACUCAAAUGACUGAAUCUACAAAACCUCUCUCAUCACUUACAUUAGUACCCAAACUGGCUCAUCAUCACAGCAAUCGACUCUGCUUGGUCAGAAUUGUGGUCUAAUAUUAUAAGUAGGGCUGCAACGACACGAUCCGUAUCGCAAUACUGUGGUCACGAUACUGUGGUCACGUUACAUAUAUUAACAGUAGAAGCAAUGAGAAAAGAUAUAUAUUGCAAAUUUUUAAUGGUAACAUUACAAUUGGAAAUUGACUUGGUCCAAAAUGGGCAUGACUUUUCACACAAUUAACGCCUUCGGAGGUGCAUACCAAACUGGAGCUGUCUCUCGCCAUGUUUGAACUGAUAUGAGAAGACUUAAUUCAGAAACGACAAACUCUGUAAAAUAUUGUUAUAUAUCGUUGCAGCCCUACUAUUAAGCUAUUGACCUACAUAACACAGCUUAUGUUGUGUGCUUUGUCAGGUUAUAGGCUGGAGAUGUUGACUCUAUAGAAACACAGACUGUAGAUGGCCUGAAACAUAAUAUCUGCUUUGUGGCUCAAUGUUGUGGGUCGCAGAGCUUUCAAACCUGCUCUGUAAACAUAGUAAGCUGUGGAGCUGUUAGGCAGUAAUACAAACUUACUAUAUUGGCUUCUCAUAAAAGAUUAUAUAGCAAAACAUUAAGGAGAGGUUUAAUAAUUGUAUAAUGUUACGAUAGAACUAUUUGAGAAGCAGUGUCUUACUGAACCUACAUUUGUACUUGUUUAUAUAAUGAUGAAAUCAUGUGAUAUGUAAUCUUAAUAUGCUAGUGUAAUUUAUAGAUAACUAGUGGAUAAUUAGUGAAUGAAAUAUUCAUGUAUUUUUUAACUAAUGAACAGUUAAUCGAUGCUCAAUACUUGUCAAGUCACAAUUGGAGACAUCCGGUUUAAGUUGGCUGGAUGGUUUCUAUGUUAGAGUUACCCAGACCUCCCCAAGCUGCCGUUAUUGUGAGGUGUUUCCUGUGAAUUUUUAGUUGAUCUAUGGAUAAUAGUUUUGUUUUAAAAAUAUGAGAGAGAAAGUGAACGGAUUUCCUAUUAAGUGUGAGAGUGAGAGAAUAGCGUAAAACGUGAGAGUUGGUGCACAAAAGACAUGAAAGUGAUAGAGAAAGAUUGUCUGGAACGGAGAGCGAAUAUGUGCACCUUUAGCUGCUGUCCACAUACCAGUCGACCAAUCAGGGGAGACAACCCCUUAUCAGGGGAGACCACCCUGAUUUUAAGGAGGAAACUCCUGAUCAGGGGGGGUUACCCUUUAUCAGGGGAUGUUGACCCUAUCAGGGAAGACAACCUACUGCACGCUUGUCAUUUGUUUUUAGCAAUAAUAUCUAUUGGUUGUUGAAGUAUUACAUUAUGUGUUUUCUACUUAGAAAAUUGUAUUAUUUCUUAAAUUAUUCCCCUUGUAUUGAAUUCUAUAAUGUAUAACCUAGGUGAUGAUUUAUAUAUUAAUAACACUUCUUUUUUUGUCGUAUGAAGCCAGCUAUAUAUAAAUAUAUCAGUGGUUUCUGGUUAUCUGUAAAUGUCCCCCAGUUUUUAUGUAAACCAUAUAUGGACCUAGCUCAUUCUAUUUCAUCUACAGCAAUAAACAUACUGUAGUGGCCACAACUGACCUUAUUACUGUCAGAUAACACUUACUAAAAGACAUUAACAGCCGUCUCAAGGCAUAGUUCGAUGGUCAGUCACUGGGAAGGUUUGUCAUUUAUUAUCUUGCCAAUGCUUGCUGGUCAGUUUCUACCAGAUGUUUUCUGGUCAGUUUCUACCAAAUGGUCAGUCUCUGGCCACUAUUUGUUGGUCAGUCUUUGGCCACUGUUUAAUGGUCAGUCACUGGCCACUAUUUGUCAGUCCCUGGCCACAGAUUUCCUGUCAGUCCCUGACAACUGUUUGCUGGUCAGUCUCUGGCCACCAAUUGUUGGUCAGUCUUUGGCCACUGGUUACUGGCCAGUCUUUGGCCACUGUUUACUGGUCAGUCCCUGGCCACAGAUGACCUGUCAGUGUCUGACCACCGUUCGAUGCCUACCUGACUAGUCAGCCUAGCACUAUAUGUAGAGUGUCUAUGCUACCCAAGGUGCUUGCCAUGUUUUAUCUGGAAGAGAAGUCAAAAUCAACUUUAUAUCUCUAGCUUUGUCCCAAUUUUCAAAAAGGGAAAAAAUAAUCGUGACUAUUUCUAAAAAAAAAUAUAAGUUCAGUUUGAAAUUUGAAAUAAUAAUGAAAAAGUGCCAUUUCUUAAAAAUAACUGUAAUUUGAAAGAAUGUAUAGUUUGAGUAAUGAUAUAAAAAAAACUAUUGAUAUGGUUGGUAUUGAUUAUAAAAAAAAAUACGCAUUAAAUUUCAGAUAUUGUUUCAUAAAUGUGGACAGAAAUGUCAUGUAGAAAGUAUAUUUAAACAUGAUCAAAUAGCUGAUGAUAAUGAAAAUACAACAGACACUUUUGUUUUCUUUAGAGAUAUCGGGACAUGAGCUGUUUUUAGCAAAAUUGAAGAAGAAUUCAGGUCCUUUAUGAAAUGUACUUAACACUUUAUCUUUGAACUUUAUCUCUAUAUUUAUUUGCUUAUUAAGCUUGUAAGAUUUCUAGAUGAAGAUUUUUUUAUAGCAGAUCUGAGAACGCUUCAUGUGACCUUUUACACUCGGAUAGUUGUAGAUCCCAGCACUCCUAGACCGGUACAGGCCGGCCGCAAUAAAAACAAAACGUCAA
Molecule: messenger RNA, 4326 nt
Organism: Mizuhopecten yessoensis (Yesso scallop)
Lineage: Eukaryota; Metazoa; Mollusca; Bivalvia; Pectinida; Pectinidae
Product: tropomodulin-1-like
Exons: 11
Coding region: 139-1218 (359 amino acids)
Biological process (GO): myofibril assembly; pointed-end actin filament capping
Cellular component (GO): myofibril
Molecular function (GO): tropomyosin binding
Source: RefSeq, a predicted model, not a curated record